UAAAAAGCUUGCAAAAUGGGAAAUCUUAAAAAAUUGAUUGGCUUGCCAUUGGAAAUUCAUGAUUUAAUUUACCAAUCGCUGGAUAAUCUUGAAGAUAAGCUGCGUCUGGCCAGAGUGGAUAAGGUGUUGGCUUCAGCAUUUAAGCACCAUUGCCGAAUUGAAUUUGAAAACUUGCAUGUGGACGAAGUUCCGGUUCGCCUUUGGCCAACCCUAUUUCCGCUAUGCGGCCCAAUGGUUCUGCAUAUCUACACCCAUAAAAAUGAAGAUAUCAGCCCUCUGUUUAACUUAAUUGAGCGCUACUGCACCAACUUGGAGUCAAUAAGUUUUUGUUUAAGUUCUCGAAACCGCCGAGUUGUUAAAAAUUUCAUGCGCAACAUGUCAAACCUCAAGGAAAUUAAUGUCUAUGUCAAAAAUGCCUCCCCAAAACUUCUUAGAUUUCUGAAGGAUCUUCCCAAUUUGGAAGAUGUAUAUAUGCAUAAUGUGUCUAGCCCAGAAUAUGAGUAUGUGUUGACUACAUGGUCUGAAAAUGGCGAAUAUCCGAUAUAUUUGCCCAAGCCAAUUAAUCUUCAUGAAACAUUCUCGUCACUGAAAAAGCUUAGGUUUUUGGAAUUGGUCGGCUUUAAUCUAUAUUGGCGAAAAACCAAUGAAGCUGAAAACUUUCCAGCCUUAGAAGAACUACGACUUUGUUAUUGUGCUAUCUUUAACGAUUUACCAGCAAUUCCAAGUCUGAGAAGCUUAUGUGUUUACCACUCACAUGCAAUAGACAACUUAAGCUACAUAUGGAAAAACGCAAACCAUUUGAAGAAGUUGGCAAUAUGUAUCGAUUUUACAAUGGUCUUACAAGCCGUUAAAGAUUGUGAAAAUCUAAAAGUCCUAAUAGUCUGUGACCCUACAAUAAGCUACUGUUUGUUUGAGGCAUUACUGGACGUUUCAAGAUAUGAAGAAUACGAUGAUACUAAUUGCGAUAUCCCACAAGUAAUUAUGUUUGAGGCAUUUCUGGACGAUUCAAGAUGUGAACUACCUGAAGAAAAACAUGGCGAUAUCACUCAAGUAAUUAUCCAAUAUGAAGAAAACGAGGGAUGCAUAAAAUUAAUAAGAUGGAGAGGUUUUCCCUAAUCAAAGAAUUUUUACUUUCUAUAAAAUUUAAAUUUUAACAGCGAUUCUUUUAAAUUUAAGCAACGAAAUAUAUACGCAGACCUUAUCUAAACAAUAUGUUGAUAAAAUGAAUUUAAUAAAAGUCUACACAGACAUAACAAAAUUGCCUCUAUUUUCAUCAUGAACUGGUAACGCCUUCGCUUUGAAAUUUGUAAUUUGCAUCAAAGCAAACAUUUCACACCUCAAAUUCAUUGAGAGCGAAUAUUGCAUCAAAGAUUUUUGCAUAAA
Drosophila rhopaloa is the source of this 1383-nucleotide messenger RNA. RefSeq lists its product as uncharacterized. NCBI's taxonomy places the organism in Eukaryota, Metazoa, Arthropoda, Insecta, Diptera, Drosophilidae. The record is from RefSeq and is a predicted model, not a curated record. The transcript is spliced from 5 exons. The coding region runs from base 16 to 1116 and encodes 366 amino acids.